AUGUCACGUUCCUUGUCAGCAUUUUGGCAGCAGUUUAGUGCAAAUUAUAAGCGCACACGAUUUCCGUGGAAAAAGCAUGCGCUCAUUGGUAGCGAUCUGGACGGUAACGAGUAUUGGGAGAUGCCCAAUCCCUUAGGUGGUAGACCGAAACGUUGGGUGCAGAUGAGACAAGAAGACGAUUACACUAUUUUUCGCCAAGAUCAAUUACCUGUUCAAUGGCAAGCUUGGCUUCGACAUACCCGCUAUGAGGCCCCUACAACCCAAGACCUCAUCAAAGAAAUACAACGACAGGCCAUUGUACAACAACGUGCUAAACAACUGGAUAUGGAAUGGGAACAGCGUAAACUGCAAUUGGCAGCAGAAGCCGAAGCAGAAAACCAACCUGCAACAAAAUUAGAAGCCAAGGCGACAUCACAACAUCAACAGCCCACAGGACAAGGCGAGACAUUCGUGCCCGGUGCAUGGAACCCAAGCAGUGCCAAACGACGAUAA
Radiomyces spectabilis is the source of this 492-nucleotide messenger RNA. RefSeq lists its product as uncharacterized. The transcript has 5 exons. Lineage: Eukaryota; Fungi; Mucoromycota; Mucoromycetes; Mucorales; Radiomycetaceae. The coding region runs from base 1 to 492 and encodes 163 amino acids. The record is from RefSeq and is a predicted model, not a curated record. Gene Ontology annotation, cellular component: membrane. Gene Ontology annotation, biological process: mitochondrial respiratory chain complex I assembly.